Molecule: messenger RNA, 2961 nt
Organism: Rhizophagus irregularis DAOM 181602=DAOM 197198
Lineage: Eukaryota; Fungi; Glomeromycota; Glomeromycetes; Glomerales; Glomeraceae
Product: Coatomer subunit beta'
Biological process (GO): intracellular protein transport; retrograde vesicle-mediated transport, Golgi to endoplasmic reticulum; endoplasmic reticulum to Golgi vesicle-mediated transport
Cellular component (GO): COPI vesicle coat
Molecular function (GO): protein binding; structural molecule activity
Source: RefSeq, a predicted model, not a curated record
UUGAUUGAAAAUUUUUUUUUUUCUUUGGAAAGAUAUCAGAAUGGGAAUGCGUCUGGAAAUCAAGCGCAAAUUGUUUGCCCGUUCAGAUCGCGUAAAAUGUGUAGAUUUCCAUCCGACAGAACCCUGGUUACUCGCAAGUUUGUAUAACGGUAAUGUGUACAUUUGGAAUUAUGAGACACAGGCUUUGGUAAAAACUUUCGAAGUUACAGAUGUUCCGGUUCGUGCUGCUAAAUUUAUUGCUCGCAAGAAUUGGCUAAUUACUGGAUCAGAUGAUAUGCAAAUACGUGUAUUUAAUUAUAAUACUCAUGAGAAAGUUACAACAUUUGAAGCUCAUCCUGAUUAUAUUCGAUGUAUUGCGGUACACCCUACUCAACCUUUUGUUUUAACCGGUUCAGAUGAUAUGACUGUCAAAUUAUGGGAUUGGGAAAAAGGAUGGAAGAACAUUCAGAUAUUUGAAGGUCAUACGCAUUAUGUCAUGAAUAUAAAUUUUAAUCCCAAAGACUCGAAUACUUUUGCUUCAGCUUGUUUAGAUCGUACAAUUAAAGUAUGGUCUCUUGGUUCUGCAGUGGCGAAUUUCACACUCGAAGGUCACGAAAAAGGAGUGAAUUGGGUUGAAUAUUAUCAUGGUGGCGAAAAGCCAUAUCUAGUAUCUGCUGCCGAUGAUAAACUUGUCAAGAUUUGGGAUUAUCAAAAUAAAACUUGUGUUCAAACUUUAGAAGGACAUACUCAGAAUGCUGCUUUUGCAUGUUUUCACCCAGGAUUACCCAUUAUUAUUUCUGGUAGUGAAGAUGGUACUGUUAAAAUUUGGCAUUCAAAUACAUAUCGUCUGGAAAACACUUUGAAUUAUGGUUUAGAACGUGCUUGGACUAUUGCCUACCAAAAAGGGAACAAUAAUGUCGCGUUUGGAUAUGAUGAAGGAGCUGUUUGCGUCAAGUUAGGACGUGAAGAACCAGCUGUUAGUAUGGAUAAUUCUGGAAAAAUAAUUUGGGCAAAACAUAACGAAAUUCAAACAGCUAAUAUUAAGGCUGGACAUGACGAUAAUAUUAAGGAUGGUGAUCGACUACCUUUACCCGUUAAAGAUUUAGGCAGCUGUGAAAUAUACCCCCAAACAUUGCAACAUAGUCCCAAUGGAAGAUUCGUUGUUGUAUGUGGUGAUGGUGAAUAUAUCAUUUACACGGCACUUGCUUGGAGAAACAAAGGGUUUGGUAAUGGUCUUGAAUUUGUAUGGGCUCUGGACUCAAACGAAUAUGCUGUAAGAGAAUCCACAACAAAAAUCAAACUUUACAAAAACUUUAAGGAAAGGCCGAAUUCUUUAAAAUUGAAUUUUACAGCUGAAGGAAUUUAUGGUGGAACCCUUUUAGGCGUAAAAAGUUCUAGUUUCUUAAAUUUAUAUGAUUGGGAAACAUGUUCUGUUGUUAGAAGAAUUGACGUUGUCCCAAAAAGCGUACAUUGGUCAGAUAUUGGUGAUCUUGUAACCAUAGCUUGUGAAGACACUUUCUAUGUUUUACGAUUUAACCGCCAAGCCUACACACAGUUCAUAGAAAGUGGCGGGGAAGUCAGCGAUGAAGGUGUUGAACAGGCAUUCGAGUUUGUAACAGAAAUUUCGGAGAGUAUCAAAACGGGAACAUGGGUUGGAGAUUGUUUCAUUUAUACGAAUGCUGUAAAUCGAUUGAAUUAUCUCGUUGGUGCUCAAACAUUCACUAUUAGUCACUUUGACACAAACAUGUAUUUAUUGGGUUACAUCCCAAAAGAUAAUCGUAUAUAUUUGGCCGAUAAGGAUGUUAACGUAUAUAGCUAUGCUCUUUCUUUGACCGUUAUUGAAUAUCAAACUGCUAUUCUUCGAAAUGAUCUUGAAACGGCAGAGCAGUUGUUGCCUACUGUACCUGCUGAACAACGGAAUCGUAUUGCGAGAUUUUUAGAAAGCCAAGACCUUAAAGAACUUGCUCUCGAAGUUUCAACUGAUAUUGAACAUAAAUUCGAGCUUGCUGUCCAACUCAACAAACUUGAUGUUGCUGUUGAAAUUGCACGCGAAGCCGAUACGGAAGCCAAGUGGAAGACUGUUGGAGAUUCUGCUUUAAGCGAUUGGAAGUUUUCUCUCGCUGAAGAAUGUCUCAAAAAAGCCAAAGAUUUGAGUGGGUUACUUUUGUUGUAUACCUCGUCCGGUAAUGCCAAAGGCAUUAGAGAAUUGGCUGAAUCAGCUGCUACGGAUGGCAAGAAUAAUGUUGCAUUUGCAUGUUAUUUACAACUCGGCCAAGUGGAAGAUUGUAUAGAAAUACUUAUAAAAACUGAUCGUAUUCCGGAAGCAGCAAUGUUUGCGCGAACUUAUCUUCCAAGUCAGGUUCCAAAAAUUGUUAAAUUAUGGAAAGAAAGUCUCGAGAAACAGAACAAAAAAAAGGCAGCUGAAGCUCUUGCAGAUCCAGCUGAUUAUGAAAAUCUAUUCCCAGAUUUCAAGCAUGCACUAAUUGCCGAGGAACUUUCAAAGAAAACUCGAAAUAUAUCUAUUCCGGCCACAUCUUACGCAGAAUAUAAAGAUUCGCUUGAUCAAGAUAUUAUUGCAGAAAUAAAAGAAAAAUAUCCUGAUGGAGUAUUACCAUCUAACUUAUCUCCUUUACACAAUCGUCUUGUGAACAGUAUAACAGCUAAAAAAAACGUGAAUGGCGAUAUGGAUGAUGAAGUAUCAGUUGAUGAUGAUCGUGAUAAUAUGAGCCUCUUGAGUAUGGAAGUAAACACAACAGGUACUGGGUCAGUUCGUGGAGAUGUUGAUUUUGAUGACGCUGCAUCAUUCGCAACAUCUGAACAUGAGCGUCCUAGUGAAAAUUUAGUUUCUGAAGAAAAGGAAUUGGAAGAGUUAGUCCAAUCUUGAUUAAACAUGAAUUCAUUAAGAAUUAACUAACAAUGUAAAUUAAAUUAUACUUUUUUUUUGGAUUUAUUGGAUAAUAAUUUAAUUAUUUUAUAUGAAUU